Molecule: messenger RNA, 554 nt
Organism: Mandrillus leucophaeus (drill)
Lineage: Eukaryota; Metazoa; Chordata; Mammalia; Primates; Cercopithecidae
Gene: APOA2
Product: apolipoprotein A-II
Exons: 4
Coding region: 139-441 (100 amino acids)
Biological process (GO): cholesterol transport; triglyceride-rich lipoprotein particle remodeling; high-density lipoprotein particle remodeling
Cellular component (GO): blood microparticle; chylomicron; spherical high-density lipoprotein particle
Molecular function (GO): high-density lipoprotein particle binding; cholesterol binding; phosphatidylcholine binding
Source: RefSeq, a predicted model, not a curated record
AAGGACAGAGACGCUGACUAGGUAAGAUAAAGAGGCAAGAGGUGUGAGCAGCAUCCAAAGAGGCUUGGGCUUCAGUUGUGGAGAGGGAGAGAGCCAGGUUGAAAUGGGCAGCAGGCCGCUUUCCCCACUGUCACCAACAUGAAGCUGCUCGCAGCAACUGUGCUGCUCCUCACCAUCUGCAGCCUUGAAGGAGCUUUGGUUCGGAGACAGGCAGAGGAACCAAGUGUGGAGAGCCUGGUUUCUCAGUACUUCCAGACGGUGACUGACUACGGCAAGGACCUGAUGGAGAAGGUCAAGAGCCCAGAGCUUCAGGCCCAGGCCAAGGCUUACUUUGAAAAGUCAAAGGAGCAGCUGACACCUCUGGUCAAGAAGGCUGGAACGGAUCUGGUUAACUUCUUGAGCUAUUUCGUGGAACUUAGAACACAACCUGCCACCCAGUGAGGUGUCCAGACCAUUGUCUUCCAACCCCAGCUGGCCUCUAGAACACCCACUGGCCAGGCCUGGAGCUCCUCUCCCUACCCACUCUUUGCUACAAUAAAUGCUGAAUGAAUCCA